GCCAAGUGAUGGCGACAUUGCCCUCACUCCUCCUCAAGCUCCUAGCUCCCCCUCAACAAUGGCAGCUCCUCCUAGUUCUCCUCCUCCCCGUCGUCGUCUCCAUCCUGCUGAUCACAUCACGAAGCAGGCGCACCAGCCGCCGCCGGAUUAGAACGCCGCCGGGCCCAGCACGGCUGCCGGUCCUGGGCAACCUGCUCCAGCUCGGCGCGCUGCCGCACAGCAGCCUGCGGGACCUGGCGCGGCGGCACGGGCCCGUGAUGAUGCUGCGGCUGGGCGCGGUGACGGCGGUGGUGGUGUCCUCGCCGGAGGCGGCGCAGGAGGUGCUGAGGACGCACGACGCCGACUGCUGCAGCCGGCCGCCGUCGCCGGGGCCGAUGCGGCUGUCGUACGGGUGCAGGGACGUGGCGUUCGCGCCGUACGACGGCUACUGGCGCGAGGUGCGGCGGGUGUUCGUCGGCGAGCUCUUCAGCGCGCGCCGCGUGCAGGCCGCAUGGCGCGCGCGCCAGGACCAGGUCGAGAAGCUGAUCAGGAAGCUGACAUGGCCGGAGCCGAAGCCGGUGGAGCUGAACGAUCACAUCUUCACCCUGGUCGAUGGAAUCGUCGGCGCAGUAGCGUUCGGCAACAUCUAUGGCACGGGGCGGUUCACUGACAGGAAGCGCUUCCACCACCUGCUCGACGAUGCCAUGGAUGUGCUCGCCGGCUUUUCCGCCGAGGACUUUUUCCCCAACGCCGCUGGCCGCCUCGUCGACCGCCUCACCGGCCUAGCCGCCCGCCGUGAGCGGGUGUUCGAACAGCUCGACGCCUUCUUCGAGAUGGUCAUCGAAAAGCACCUCGACUCUUGUAAAACAGAGUCCACCCCCGAUGGCGGCGGCAGCAACCUCGUCGAUGCCCUUAUCGGCCUGUGGAAGCAGGGGAAGCAGUACGGUGAUCUCCGCUUCACCAGGGAGCACGCCAAGGCCAUCAUCUUCGACACGUUCGUCGGCGGGGUUGGCACGAGCUCGGUGACGAUCCUGUGGGCGAUGGCGGAGCUGAUCCGGGCGCCGCGGGUGAUGCGGAAGGCACAAGCCGAGAUCAGGGCCGUCGUGGGCGAGAGGGACGGCGACAGGGUGCUGCCGGACGACUUGCCGAAGCUCAAGUACCUCAAGAACGUCGUCAAGGAGACUCUGCGGUUGCACCCGCCGGUGACGCUGCUCCUGCCGCGGGAGACAAUGCGGCACGUCAAGAUCGGCGGCUUCGACGUGCCGGCGAAGACGCGGGUGCUGGUGAACGCGUGGGCGAUCGGCAGGGACCCGGCGAGCUGGGACGAGCCGGAGGCGUUCGACCCGGACAGGUUCGAGACGAAGCGUGUCGAGUUCAACGGCACCCACUUCGACUUUUUGCCGUUCGGGGCAGGGCGGCGGAUCUGCCCCGCCGUCGCCAUGGGCGCCGCCAACGUGGAGUUCACGUUGGCCAACCUGCUGCACUGCUUCGAGUGGGCACUGCCGGAGGGGAUGGCGGCGGAGGAGGUGAGCAUGGCGGAGGCCGGCCUCCUGACAGUCCACAAGAAGACGCCGCUCGUCCUGGUUCCAACUAGAUACACUGCCAUCGAUGUCCACUUAAUUUGAUAGAGGACCUGGCAACAUGGUCGGAUCUGAGACCGGUUACCUCCUUCUUCUUCUUUCAGCCCCACUCUUUUUUCUAAUGAGAUUUCUCCGGUCCAACAAAAAGUAUCUCGAAGUACUAAAUCACUUAUCAUCAUUAGAUCUAGCUGAGUAGAAUAUACGCUGUUAGAUUUAACGGUGAGAAAUGAUUUAACACUACGAGAUAUCGAUACCUCGAGUUACUUUUUAUUACUUUUUAUUAGACUGUAAAAUUACUCAUCUUCUACGGGAGAUCCAACGUGAAAGGGGCUAGAGCCCCCCAGCCACCUGCUGGCAAAGUGUCGCAAAGUGUCACGAUGACUUGGUGAUGCAAGGCAACGGCAUAGAGGGAUAGUUCCGCUCUAUCCUUUCCUAUGUGUCCAUGAUGAGA
Molecule: messenger RNA, 2010 nt
Organism: Oryza brachyantha (malo sina)
Lineage: Eukaryota; Viridiplantae; Streptophyta; Magnoliopsida; Poales; Poaceae
Product: 4-hydroxyphenylacetaldehyde oxime monooxygenase-like
Exons: 3
Coding region: 9-1604 (531 amino acids)
Molecular function (GO): heme binding; oxidoreductase activity, acting on paired donors, with incorporation or reduction of molecular oxygen; iron ion binding
Source: RefSeq, a predicted model, not a curated record